Molecule: messenger RNA, 3380 nt
Organism: Clupea harengus (Atlantic herring)
Lineage: Eukaryota; Metazoa; Chordata; Actinopteri; Clupeiformes; Clupeidae
Product: mitogen-activated protein kinase 9-like
Biological process (GO): protein phosphorylation
Molecular function (GO): ATP binding; MAP kinase activity
Source: RefSeq, a predicted model, not a curated record
UGUGUGUGUGUGUGUGUGUGUGUGUGUGUAUGGAUGGGGGGGGAUGGUGGAUGGUGGAAUGAUCAACAAGGUAAACUGGAUGUGGAUGUGGGUGGGUUAUUGUGGGCAUAUCCAUGCUUAUGUGGAUAUGUGUAUGCAGCUAUGCACACGUAUGUUUGUCAAACUGAAAUGUGAAACAUUCCAUUCUGAAUGAAGGCACUUUGAAUGGAGUGAAUUAUCUUUAAGAUAACGAAUGUCACUUUUAAUGGAGUCACCACAGCUUUGUAUCCCAAAGUUAUUAUCUAUAGUUUACACAAGGUAGUCCUCAAGUACACGGCAAUUCAUCUAUUACAUAAGGAGCCGGAGGAAACACUUUUGAAAUGUUCACUGGGUUAACUGAAGUGCUUACAAAUGUGUCAUAUUUUUCUAUCAUGGGAAGUCAAAGUGAGCCAAAGGUGAGGUCUGUGUAUGCAGUGUACGUGUAUGCAGUGCAUCCACUUGCAUUGCACUUACAGUAAGCCUAGCAAGCUUCUCCUUUUUUUAAACGUAUAAGGAAAUUCCUUGGGAAUGCAACUCUUACAUGUGAAUGUGAGCUAUACACAAAAGCAUUUGGGUCUGUUAAGCAUAUUCUGUAUGACAAGUUGCAUACGGGUACAUGACCAAAGGUGUUCAGGCACCGUGACCAUGACUAAAAUCAUUUGGAAAGCUUGUACUGAAGAUGUGUGUGAGCCUCUUCUCCUCUCCUGGGGUUUAUAGGGUGGAUAGAUUGAUUCAGAUCAUGGAAUAGGUUUUUUUUCCAUUAGAUGUCACAAAGGCAUGGGUUAUGCAUUGUGUUUAGUAUAUGGUAUUUCUCUCAAGCUCUCAUAUAGUUUAUCAAGUUAUUGUGAAGGGCAUAUGCAUAAAGAUCAAUCAGUAACUUCCAUUUCACUGGUAUAUUAUUGUUUCUUUUUUGGUGAAUCUUAUUGUAAGAUAAAAUUGCUAUUUUUAUUAUAUAUUUAUAAAGAAACUAUUUUUAUCUGGUAGUUCAUAUGUAGAGUCAGAUUGGGACCAAUCAGUAGGCUUUACAGUUUGUCUUAAAGUGACCUUUUUCAGUAAUGUUUUGUAAUUAUCAUGGUGAAAUAAAAAAUAUAUAAUCACAAUUCAAGAAUCAUAGAAUCAAUACUUAAAGAAUAAAUACUUUAAGAAUGAAUCACAAUUGAUGAAAGGGUUUCAGAAAAUCUUCAGAUGAAAGAAGGGUGUACUGCAUUUAAAAGAGGGAAAGGAUUUGCGUAUUAGACAUUAUUUAGGGGGAAAGUACCUCUCAUCAGUGGGGUAGGGUGUAAUAAAAACCUCGUAUGUAUCUGUUUGGAUGUUUGACAAUAAGAAUGCUUUAAUUACACAUAAGUGUAUGUGUAUGCAGUGCAUCCACUUGCAUUGCACUUACAGUAAGCCUAGCAAGCUUUAAAGCUCUACUCCUUUUUUAAACGUAUAAGGAUAUUCCUUGGGAAUGCAACUUACAUCAGCCGAAAGCACAUAUGUCCUUCAUCCAUAUUCGUCUCGAAGGAUGCCCCGGUAGAUAUCGUCACCGGGAACGACUGUCAUCCCCCAGCUUCCCGGUAAGGGCUUGAUGACGUGAAACACGUGUCCACCCCUCCUAUUAUAGUGCUAUGUCACACGUUACUGUAAUGUGGCAUCGCGAAUCGAGGUAGAGAUAUUAACGAUACAGUGUGGCAAGACAUUUUUUUUGUGUGUCGAACAAGGAAGUGGGUAAGCGUGACUCAACCGAUAACGGCACGAUAAAGCGGAAAAUACCAGAAAAGGUAGGUGGAGCCGGUAUCAUUGCCCGUGUGCAUGCAUACGUACAAACGCCGGUUCUUGGCUACCGCUGAAAAGUAAAGUGAAAUAAGGUUUUGUUAUUAUGAAGUGAGGUGCUGAGGGUAGUUAAACAAAACAUAAUUGAAAAUACUUUGGGAUAAAGACGGACUGCAUAUGUAUUUACUCUAUCUAUAAAGAAGGUUGCGUUUUGUAGGUGGACAGUCUGUCCAGUAAAUCAUUGAUUAAUUUGCCAGUGUCACCCUUACAUUCGCAGUGAUGAAGUAUGAACCUAAAGUAUCGGUGUCAACACUGUGGCAGGAUGGCAGACCAGGGGGAACACUUCUACAAUGUCCAAGUGGGGGACUCCACUUUCACUAUACUUAAACGCUACCAGCAACUUCGUGCCAUUGGAUCUGGGGCACAGGGGAUUGUAUGCUCUGCUGUGGACACAGAUUUGGAGAUACCAGUUGCACUGAAGAAAUUGAGUCGUCCUUUCCAGAACCAGACCCAUGCCAAACGGGCCUACAGGGAACUGGUUCUGCUCAAGUGUGUCAACCACAAAAAUAUCAUUAGACUCAUCAAUGUCUUCACACCUCAGAAGUCUUUGGAGGAUUUUCAGGACUUGUACCUGGUGACGGAGCUGAUGGAUGCCAGUCUUUGUCAGGUGAUCCACAUGGACCUGGACCAUGAGAGGAUGUCCUAUCUGCUCUACCAGAUGCUGUGUGGAAUCCAUCACCUCCACUCAGCUGGAAUCAUUCACAGGGACCUGAAGCCCAGCAACGUUGUGGUGAAAUCAGACUGCACACUGAAGAUCUUAGACUUUGGUCUUGCUAGGACUGCCUGCACUAAUUUCAUGAUGACUCCAUACGUGGUGACCAGAUAUUAUAGAGCACCAGAGGUCAUUUUAGGGAUGAAGUACAAGGAGAACGUCGAUCUCUGGUCAGUGGGCUGCAUAAUGGCUGAAAUGAUUCUGCACAGGAUCUUGUUUCCAGGGAAGGACUACAUUGACCAGUGGAACAAAGUCAUUGAAGUCCUUGGUACGCCAUCCUACGAGUUCAUGGGUCAACUCAUGGAAACCGUACGGAAUUAUGUGACGAGUAAGCCUCAGUUCCCCGGGAUCAACUUCGCUGAGGUCCUCCCUGACUGGGCCUUCCCCAGUGAAUCUGAACAUGACAAGCUGAGAACCAGCCAAGCUCGAGACCUUCUCUCGAAGAUGCUUGUUAUUGACCCUGAGAGAAGAAUAUCUGUGCAGGAAGCCUUAAAUCACCCCUAUAUUCAAUUGUGGUAUGACCCAGCAGAAGUGAAAGCACCACCUCCUCAGAUCGCAGACAAGCAGCUGGAUGAACGAGAACACAGCAUUGAGCAGUGGAAAGUCUUGAUAUUUGAAGAGGUUCUGGACUGGGAGGAGAGCAGUGGACUGGACAUUGGGUUGCAGAGAGAGGGUUCAUUAGAGCAGACAGUUGGUUCGGACACAGACAGCAGCAUGGUGGACCCUCUCAGUGAACCCCCAGAUGAGGGCCUAUGAUGGGACGCUAGAUAUCUGCUCCAUGGUGGACCCUCUCAGUGAACCCCCAGAUGAGGGCCUAUGAUGGGACGCUAGAUAUCUG